Arachis ipaensis is the source of this 1317-nucleotide messenger RNA. NCBI's taxonomy places the organism in Eukaryota, Viridiplantae, Streptophyta, Magnoliopsida, Fabales, Fabaceae. The record is from RefSeq and is a predicted model, not a curated record.
AUGGCAGCAUCUGCUGUAUUUCAGGGGUUAGAAGGAGCAUUGGAGGUACUGGAGGAAGACCAAAUUAUUCAAUUUGGGGAGGAGGAUAUAAAGGAAGGUUUGGAGAAAUGUACAAGAAGUCUAGUUGGGAGAUUAAUGGCUGAUCGUAAGUUUAGUGCUGGUACGUUAGAGGCUGCUCUACUUGCAAUCUGGAGACAGCCGGUGGGCUUCAAAGUUUUGGAUCAUGGUGGCAACGUGUUUCAAUUUUUCUUUGAAAAGGAGAUUGAGAUGAUUAGGAUUGAGAAUGGAGCCCCUUGGCUAUUUAAAAAUUAUAUUCUCAACCUAAAGAGAUGGAAAGGAGAAGAUUCAAUAGUGGAAACUGAAUUCCUAAAAGUGCCUAUAUGGAUUCAGUUGUGGGGUUUACCGGAAUAUUGUAAAACGAAAGAAUUAGGUAGGAAGCUAGGGAGAGUGAUGGGGGAAGUGAUGGAUGUUGACUUAUUUAUUUUAAGAGGAAAAGAGGAGCAAAUAGUUAAAGUGCAGAUUGGGUUGGAUCUCACAAAACCAUUGCGAAGAUCGAUUAAGAUUGCAGGGGGAGAUAAAAAGGUGAUUGAACUGCAAGUCAAAUAUGAAAAAAUAGGAAACUUUUGUUACUAUUGUGGAUUCUUGGGACACGAGGCUCGCAGAUGCAGCAAAUUCUUUGAGGAUUCAGCGGCAGGGAAGGUUGAGGAAGAGAAAUCAGCGGCAGGGAAGGUUGAGGAAGAGAAAUGGGGGCCUUGGGUCAGAGCUGAACAAUUUGGAAGGAGGGUUAGCUCCCAAAAAGAGAACCAGAACCCACAUUCUGACCAACAGUCAGAGAAGAAAAACCAAAGAGAUAGAAAACCAACUCCGUUAAACCUAAUUAAAAGCUUUGCAAGUCUUUCAGUUAAUGAGGCUAACACGCGAAAAGGAGUUGAGGAUGAUGAGGUGAAAAGUGGAACACAGAAAGAGAAGAGAAGUAUUUUGGGCCUUGCUGAUCAGCCAGUUCAGGAAAAGCAAUAUAAUAGUGAAAAAGUAGCACAGAUGGAGAAUAGAGAAGAAAAUUCAGAACAGAAUUAUACCUCAGAUGGCAUACUCUCUUUUAGUGCUUCGGCCAAUUCACCUGAGAUCAAAGGAAAACUCAAGUUGAGUUGGAAGCAGAUGGCAAGGAGAGGUAAAAUGGGUAACAAGGUAACAGGGGUUAAAAGGAGAACAAGGGAAAAGGAGGAUAUGGCAGCAAGUAAGAAGCAUUGUUCGAUAGAAACAAGUCAAACUGAGAAGGGGGAGGGUGCCGCCCAACAAUUGGCACCCAAGGAUCCAUGA